UCGGCGAGGCGCUCCACAUUCAGUGCCCCCACCAACGGCGCCGGAUCCUGUGCUACUGUUCGCCACCCUCUUUAAGUGACCGGGAUCGUCUCGCCCACCGCCACCAUCACCAUGCCCGGGUAUUCCAGCGAAAGGGAUAGAGGGUUUGGAGCUCCCCGUUUUGGAGGAAGUAGAGGUGGACCUCUGUCUGGGAAGAAAUUUGGAAAUCCUGGGGAAAAACUUACCAAAAAGAAAUGGAAUUUAGAUGAACUGCCCAAAUUUGAGAAGAACUUUUAUCAAGAACAUCCUGAUGUAGUUAGGCGUACUGUGCAAGAAGUUGAACAGUACAGAGCAAGCAAAGAAGUUACAGUUAGGGGCCAUAACUGUCCAAAACCGAUUAUAAACUUCUAUGAAGCUAACUUUCCUGCAAAUGUUAUGGAAGUAAUUCAGAGGCAGAACUUCACUGAACCAACUGCUAUUCAAGCACAAGGCUGGCCUGUUGCAUUGAGCGGAUUGGAUAUGGUUGGAGUAGCACAGACUGGAUCAGGGAAAACACUGUCUUACUUGUUGCCUGCUAUUGUGCAUAUAAAUCAUCAGCCGUUCCUGGAGCGAGGAGAUGGACCUAUUUGUCUUGUGCUGGCACCAACUCGUGAACUGGCUCAACAAGUGCAGCAGGUAGCUGCUGAAUAUAGCAGAGCUUGCCGUUUGAAGUCUACAUGUAUUUAUGGAGGUGCUCCAAAGGGACCACAAAUUCGUGACUUGGAAAGAGGUGUGGAAAUCUGCAUUGCAACACCUGGAAGACUUAUAGACUUCUUAGAAGCUGGAAAGACCAAUCUCAGGAGAUGUACUUACCUUGUCCUUGAUGAGGCUGACAGGAUGCUUGACAUGGGAUUUGAGCCUCAGAUCAGAAAAAUUGUGGAUCAGAUUAGACCUGACAGGCAGACUCUGAUGUGGAGUGCCACAUGGCCAAAGGAAGUAAGGCAGUUGGCUGAAGACUUCUUGAAAGAAUAUGUGCACAUCAACAUUGGUGCACUGGAGCUCAGUGCAAACCACAACAUUCUGCAGAUUGUGGAUGUGUGUCAUGAUGUGGAGAAAGAUGACAAGCUUAUUCGUUUGAUGGAAGAAAUAAUGAGUGAGAAGGAAAACAAAACAAUUGUUUUUGUGGAAACCAAAAGACGUUGUGAUGAUUUGACCAGGAAAAUGAGGAGAGAUGGGUGGCCAGCAAUGGGUAUUCAUGGUGAUAAAAGUCAACAGGAGAGAGACUGGGUUCUAAAUGAAUUCAAACACGGAAAAGCACCAAUCCUGAUUGCUACAGAUGUUGCAUCCAGAGGUCUAGAUGUGGAAGAUGUGAAAUUUGUCAUCAAUUAUGACUACCCUAACUCCUCAGAGGACUAUAUCCACCGAAUUGGACGAACUGCCCGCAGUACCAAAACAGGCACAGCAUACACAUUCUUUACUCCUAACAAUAUUAAGCAAGUAAAUGACCUCAUCUCUGUGCUUCGGGAGGCUAAUCAAGCCAUCAACCCCAAAUUGCUUCAGCUGAUUGAAGACAGAGGUUCAGGUCGCUCCAGAGGUGAUCGACGUGACAGAUAUUCUGCGGGCAAAAGGGGUGGAUUUAGUAGUUUUAGAGAGAGGGAGAACUUUGAGAGAAACUAUGGUCCAAUAGGAAAGAGAGACUUCGGAGCAAAAACUCAGAAUGGGGCAUACAGCGCCCAGAGUUUCAGUAAUGGAACACCUUUUGGCAAUGGCUUUGCAGCUGCUGCAGGCAUGCAGGCUGGCUUCAGGGCUGGUAACCCCGCGGGAGCUUACCAGAAUGGCUAUGAGCAGCAGUAUGGCAGUAACAUCGCAAACAUGCACAAUGGCAUGAACCAGCAGCAGUAUGCGUACCCUGCCACUGGUGCUGCUCCCAUGAUAGGUUACCCAAUGCCCACAAGUUAUUCUCAAUAACUUGGUGUAUUUAAAUGUCUCAGUUUUUCAUAAUUGCUCUUUAUAUUGUGUGUUAUCAAGACAGGAUAGUUAUUUAAGAAAUGGGAAAUGCAGAAAUGACUGCAGUGCAGCAGUAAUUAUGGUGCACUUUUUCGCUAUUUAAGUUGAAUAUUUCUCUACAUUCCUGAAACAAUUUUUAGUUUUUUGUACUAGAAAAUGCAGACAGUGUUUUCAAAGUAAAUGUACAGUGAUUUGAAAUACAGUAACAGAAGGCAGUGCAUGGCCUUCCAAUAAAGAUAUUUGAAGACCGAAUUUUCUUUCAGAUGGCAAUUUUCUCAACAUGUGCACAACUUUACAUUAAUGGAAUGUCAAAUGUUUUUAUAUGAAAUUCUAGAAAGGUUUCUCAACUGUGUCUGAUUAAACAUUUAAGCUUCUACAAAACCCAGCCUUGCCUUGAUUGGGCUAGAUUGCUUAGCAUGGCAGGCUCUGCUUGGAUGGGGAAGAAAAUUAAAACUGGCUUCUAAGUAACUUGGAAACAGUGCUCUUCCCUGUCUCACUAGUGUAGAGCCAAUGUUUGGAAAAGAGCCACUGGAGUAAUGGUGUAGCUAAAAGUCUUGCUGACCAAAACUGCAGUGGUGUUGCUAAUGAGCCUCUACAAGCGUAGGUAGCGUUUGCAGCACCGUAACUAUCUCUUUCACAUGAGCAUAUGUGCAGACUAGGCUUGAGUGUAAUGUAUCUGCAGCUGUCAGGCCUUGUGAUGAGUUGGCAUGCAGGCUUACUAUGAGCUUCAGAGAAAUGGGAAGAUCUUAGUAUUAAAACUUCAAAUUAUACUUAAA
This is a messenger RNA of Dryobates pubescens (Downy woodpecker), 2741 nucleotides long. RefSeq names its product DEAD-box helicase 5 (gene DDX5). Gene Ontology annotation, cellular component: ribonucleoprotein complex; nucleus; cytoplasm. NCBI's taxonomy places the organism in Eukaryota, Metazoa, Chordata, Aves, Piciformes, Picidae. The record is from RefSeq and is a predicted model, not a curated record. The transcript is spliced from 13 exons. Gene Ontology annotation, molecular function: RNA binding; RNA helicase activity; ATP binding. Bases 112 to 1926 code for a protein of 604 amino acids. Gene Ontology annotation, biological process: alternative mRNA splicing, via spliceosome.